AUGGCUAGUGAAGAUACAGAACCCACACAAGAACAGAGGGAUCCAUUUGGUAUCGACCGGCUUUGCGUGGACUAUGAUUACCUGCUGUACAAGAUUCAUGACUACGUAUCGUCUAUCCAAUUGAGAACAAUUGAGAUAUGCGAACAGCAGAACCGCUUGAUAGAGCAGGGCAUAAUCGAACAAGUGAUUGACAAAAACGUCAAUGAGCUUAAAAAAGUGCUUGCCAAAUGUGACGACCUGGAAGCACACUUCGACAUGCUUGACCAGCUCGAUGGCAUCGUGGAGUCGUUCGAGCCACGACUGCAAAAAGUCAUUGCAGACCACAGAGAUCUCAGCAAGCGAUGA
This is a messenger RNA of Lachancea sp. 'fantastica', 345 nucleotides long. Lineage: Eukaryota; Fungi; Ascomycota; Saccharomycetes; Saccharomycetales; Saccharomycetaceae. The record is from the annotation of a GenBank genome assembly.